UCAAAGAUCAUAGUUCAUACACAACCUAGAAAAUUAUGAUAUUCGUUUCAUUUGACAUUUUGACUUCUGAAGAAGUAUAGAGAGAAUUUUACAUUUAGGAGAUUCUACUUGGUCUUGCUGAUGACUGUAGCAUACUUUUCAUGACUAUUGGCUACCCUGAGGAUGACACAAAUUGGUGUCGAAAUUGUGAUGAACAAUAAGAUGGAUAAGAAAACGAUAUUGAGAACCGGAUUGAAAAAAUUGAAAAAUACCAGGAAUAAAAAGAAGAAUUUGAAGAGAAUUGUUGAAAUCAGGAAUUUUAUGAGGGCGCUUAUAGGAGAACGAAAACGAAAAACUCCUUGUGUAGAUGUGAAAGAAUCCAUGACUAUUCCUUACAUAAAAGAAGAUAGAAAAUGUACUAUUAGCAAAAAUGACAUAAUUGUAAGAAAAAAUUCUGGAAUAUGUGAUACCGUUACAGAAAAAUAUGUAGAAUAUAAAAAACCAAAAGAAAACUUGGAGCUUAAACUGUUCAAAAUAUAUGAUUUCGAAAAAAAAACACACCAAUUUCGGGAAUAA
Messenger RNA from Coccinella septempunctata (seven-spotted ladybird), 555 nucleotides. RefSeq lists its product as uncharacterized. The transcript has 3 exons. The record is from RefSeq and is a predicted model, not a curated record. The coding region runs from base 163 to 555 and encodes 130 amino acids. NCBI's taxonomy places the organism in Eukaryota, Metazoa, Arthropoda, Insecta, Coleoptera, Coccinellidae.